Colias croceus (clouded yellow) is the source of this 1009-nucleotide messenger RNA. RefSeq names its product coiled-coil domain-containing protein 124. Bases 146 to 775 code for a protein of 209 amino acids. The transcript has 5 exons. The record is from RefSeq and is a predicted model, not a curated record. NCBI's taxonomy places the organism in Eukaryota, Metazoa, Arthropoda, Insecta, Lepidoptera, Pieridae. Gene Ontology annotation, cellular component: nucleus. Gene Ontology annotation, molecular function: transcription coactivator activity. Gene Ontology annotation, biological process: transcription by RNA polymerase II.
AAAUUGUCAAUGUCAAAUAGAAGAAACAGCUGGAAGGUGGCGAAAUAUAUGUUUUUACGCUCACAACCUAAAACAUUAAAAUUAUUUAUAAAUCCGAGUCUUAUAUUUUGUAAAUUAUUACUUAAAAGGAUUUCAAAUUUCCAAAAUGCCAAAGAAGUUUGUCGGUGAAAAUAGUAAAGCAGUCGCUGCUCGACAACGGAAAGAAAAUGCGAAACAAGAAAAGGACCAGAAACUAAAAAAGAUGAUCGAGGAUGCUGAAUGGGAUGACAAUGACGACAAAUUGAAGAAAAAGCAGCAGAAAAAGGAGGAACAAGAGAAAAAACGCCUAGAACAGCUUCAAAAGAAAGCGGAAGCGAAGGCACUUUUGGAGAAAGAGAUGGAAUCUAUUAAGGGCAAAGCUAUUCCACCUCCACCAAAGAUAACACGGGCACAAAUCACUCAAAUGAAGGAGAAGACUAUUAAGGCUGAACCUGAGAAACCAUUGCCUCCUAAAGUUGUUGUUGAGGAGCCUGUUCUUACAGAGAACUUGAACAGGCUACAAAUCGAUGGGGAAUUGGCUCAGUCUGUUGAUGAAGCUAUUUCAAUAUUGAGUGAUAAGGUAGACAUAGAUAAACAUCCAGAAAAGAGAUUGAAAGCAGCUUAUACAGCAUUUGAGGAGAUUAAUCUACCCAGGCUUAAAGCGGAGAAUCCCUCUCUUAGGCUAUCUCAACUGAAGCAAAUGCUGAGGAAGGAAUGGUUAAAAUCCCCUCAAAAUCCGCUCAACCAAAAGGUUUAAAUAUCACCAGAAUUCUCAAAUGUGGAAGCUAAAGAACCUGAGUCAGUGUUGCUGAAGGAGAAAAAAAAGUGUGUCUACGGUUGCAAAUGUUCUUGUUAAGUUUAUAAUAUAAAAUGCAUGAUAUAUUUGUCACUCUAUAACUGCAGUAUAAAAAAUAAAAGCAGCAAUGAAAAAUAGAAAAAAUAAUUUAUUGAAAAUCUUAAAACAUUUAUUUGUACGGCAUUGUAAAUAAAA